Molecule: messenger RNA, 1830 nt
Organism: Drosophila subpulchrella
Lineage: Eukaryota; Metazoa; Arthropoda; Insecta; Diptera; Drosophilidae
Product: toll-like receptor 7
Exons: 1
Coding region: 75-1682 (535 amino acids)
Cellular component (GO): plasma membrane
Molecular function (GO): protein binding
Source: RefSeq, a predicted model, not a curated record
UACUGAUAGUAACCCGGAUAUACAGAUCGGAUAAGUUUAAAAAGUGAAUCACAUAGAGGAAAAUACAUACUGCCAUGUAUUUGAUAUACCUCGUCCUGCUUUCGACUGCCUCCGCUUGGAUGUUUCCCGAUCUUGAGAGAUAUUGCAGUGAAUCGUAUUGCCAUAUAAUCGGUAGGAAUAGGAAAUAUUCCGGGAAAAUUGCCCACAGGCUGUUGGAAUUCCACAUUGACUCCUGCUCUGACCUAGAAGUACUGAAACUCAUGCCCAAUCUGCGCACCCUGGAACUGGAAUACUGCAACUCCAGCGAGAAUUUCACCAUGAAUGACCUCGAUCCACUCCGAUUUCUAAGCACCCUUCAGUUGCGACGCGGCAAUCUUUCGGAGCUUCAGGACAAACACUUUGCCAAGUUUUCCAAGAUAGAGGUCCUUGAGCUCGGAGGCAACUCCAUUGCUCGACUAACCAAUGAAUCCUUUAUAGGUAUACCCAAACUCUGGUUACUGUCUCUGCCGGGUAAUGAUAUUGAAGUUUUGCCACAGGGUGUAUUCCAAACCCUACCGGAACUACUGCAUCUUGACCUAAGUGGCAAUAAGAUCGAAAGGCUCGGGGAGAGCAUUUUUGCCGGAAACCCGAAAUUGGAGAUGCUGCUGCUCAAUGGCAAUCCCCUGACCUGGAUAUCACCAACGGCCCUGGGAUCUCUUGGGAAUCUACGUCUUCUGGACCUGAGCAACUGUGGCCCACUGCCGGAUCUUACACUUCAAGGUGCUCAUUCCUUGAUCUUGGACAAUAGCCAACUAAAGUACUUGGACAUCAGGGGCACUGUUAUGAAACUGCAAGCGCGGGACAAUCAGCUUACCAAUAUCAGAUUUGCCGACAAGAGCUCGGUAACCGAGCUAGAUCUGCAUAAUAAUUCACUGACAACCGACGAUAUUCCCUUUAUUCUAAUGGGCAUGUGGAGACUGCAGCGCCUGGAUCUAUCCAAUAAUCUCAUACAUAAGUUCCCUGGGGCGGGAAGCGACAAUACAAGUGAACUCUUUCUGCUGCCCAACCUCAUGCACGUUAAUUUGUCAGCGAAUCUUCUGCAGCGUCUACACUUUGAUUCUCCGUUUCCCUGGGCAAGGCUUACCCAUUUAGACUUGUCGUACAAUAGAUUGUCUCCAUAUGGCCUACCAGAAAGAGCCAUAAACGAGGCAUUCAAUCUUCAGAGCUUGCACAUACAGGGAAAUGGUAUUACUUAUUUUCGACCCACUACUUCCAAGAAAUCAUAUUCAGCUCUCAAAGAGGUGGCAUUUUACGACAACAAGUACAAACCUGAAGUUUAUAAAAAUAUAACGAAGUUCUUCAGGGACCUUAAAGUUAUCGUAUUAGAGAAAACCCAACAGGAUCUCCCCAGCAAUGACAGCUUAAAGGAAGAUUGCGCGCACUUUAUAGAGAAAUCUCAGACAUUACCUCCAAAAAAGGAGAUUCAAGUUCAUCCGGUUGAGGAGAUCAUAGUGAAGAACAAUGAAGGAUUUUGGAACACCUGGAAUAUCUUUCUACUUGGUAUUCUAAUGACUUCCUUAACUGUAAACGCAGUUCAGAUUAGGCAACGCUACCGUUUGAGAGGAAGACACGUCAUUCCGCGGGAAACACCAAUAUCUUCAAUGGAAACGAUGUUCGUUCGAGACGAAGAAAUGCUUAAUUAAAACGUAUCCGCAAGGAAGACUACAUUUUCAAUGAAAACAAUAUUGCCCAAAGACAAAUGUAAUAUAUACUUUAUUAGUCAUUUAUUAUUUUGUACUUAACAUGUGUAAAUAUCUUUUCAUUCCUAAAGACCAAAUACUGUUCCUUAAA